UCGCGACACAAAACACCCUCUGCUCUGAGCCAGGGCUCCGAAUAGCGUAGCGCAUCGCGACCAGAACUCGACCAGAACUCGAACUGAAUUUGCGCUGAGGUAUCAUACGCGCUGGACAAAUUCUCACCUUCGCCGAGUUGUCGCGCUGCGUGAUUCGGAACUGUGCUCUGAGCUCAUUUGAAUGAGGCAACCUCAAGAGCUUCCUCCUGUUUGUUGCUUUCUAACAACCUGGAAGACGACCUCUGAGAAGGAGUUUACGAGCUUGUACUUGUUUAAUACCAACAUCACUCAACUCGCCUCAUCUCGAGGGACUGUUGAAUGUACUCGUUGGUGUGAAGUGGAGUCUGUCCUUCUAUCCCAACUCUUCUGCGGGCAAAGCACGCCCUUAUAUCUCCUCACACAGUCUUCUCAGGUUUCGAUAAGGUGAACCGAGCGAGCUCAAACGCCUUGGUAGAGCGGGACACGCCGAUUCUUCGUAAUGGCUUCCAUACCAGGAGGAAGUGCUUGGUCCCCGGACUGCCGCUCCAUGAAGAAAUUUGUCAACAAUCGUGAUCUCUUGCUCUGCCUCGGUGAUGUGAUUGGAGACCGCCACCUUCUCAAAUCUCUUCGCCUCACCAGCCGGACCUUCGCCGCCGCCUUUGAGCGCGCUCUCUUCCGUGUCCUCAACCUCUGGAUGGAUUUAUUCCCCCCUCUCCUCUUAACCCUAGCCGAGCAUGCUCACCGUCUCACCGUUCUCGACAUCCAUUGCCGUACCAACCAUCACUAUAAGGACGUGGUACCUUCUGUGCUCUGUAAAUUUAAGGGGCUCAAGGAGCUCAGCUUGCGGGACAUAGUGAGGGAAUGGGACGACUACGCGAAAGCCAUCGCCACCGUUCUGAUUAACUCGCCCAACAUAGAGGCGUUGCGCGUGGCCACCUGGGCGCAAAAUCGAAUCUGGAACGUUGAUGAUUGGAAUCAAUGCUGUAAUUCGUCAGACCCUUGUCCGCAUGCUCUUCUUCCUGCCAUUUGCGAGAAAUUUGUACGCCAGCAAAGAAAAGGAGAGGGCCGGCCAGUGAACGGCGUCGAAAGGACAGAUAUACCACGUCUCAAGCUCCGAGAAGUAACGGUCGACCACCACUCGAUGAGCCGGUUCAUCCUCGAUAUCCCCGAUCCGGAUGGAAAUCGCCAAAACCCACUCUACCUGGAGAAGCUCACCGAUCUUCAAUACCUUGAACGUUUACACAUCGAAAUACCCCCCAUAAACCAUGAAGAAGGCCCUGGUAUCGUCCGCCUCCCGAAUCUCACUCCGGUCAUCGCCCCACGACUGCGAUCAUUGACCAUAUCGCCAGCCCGUCCCCGAGAGUCCCGCAGAUGGCAUAAGUGGGUUCUCGAAAACAACUUUCUUGACUACGCUCGCCAGGUCUCGCUAGGUAGGCUGGAACAUUUCCUCGACAACUCGCGCUUCGAGAACCUCAUACUCGAUUGGUCCGACCGCGUUAAUCCCCAUGAGAGUCUGUACACACUGCUUUACCUCCUAAAGCAACCGGCCACCACGAAAUCUCUCCAACGACUUGAACUCAAUACGCCGGGCGAUUGGACGGAGCUGAUCCCCUCCCUCAAAGACACCGUGUCGCACCUGGGGAAGCUCAAGUAUUUCAAUAUCCACCUGACAGAGUAUUAUCCUCCUCUCUGUCUCUCGUGGGAGGCCUUAAAGCGCGAUAAACAUUUCAGAAAGAUGGUGGCCCUUGCAGAAGACUUCUUUGAGGUGCAACCGAGCCUUCACCUUGUGGAAGUCAACUACUUUCUGUACCAGGUUGUUCGGUGGGGCCCCGGCACCCGUGACUUUCACUUGGUCGAGGUCUUGGAUCGGGAACGGGAGUGGGUUCCUCCAGAAGACACCCCGUGGCAAGGGCCAGAGAAGGACUCCGUGCCUUUCAGAAUGUUGUUAUGA
Molecule: messenger RNA, 1930 nt
Organism: Neurospora tetraspora
Lineage: Eukaryota; Fungi; Ascomycota; Sordariomycetes; Sordariales; Sordariaceae
Exons: 3
Coding region: 479-1930 (483 amino acids)
Source: RefSeq, a predicted model, not a curated record